AUGAAUAUGAAUUCGCAGAAGCUGGUACAAAAAAUUUUGCGCCCGAUUGCACAAACCGCCGGACUGUUCAAAUCGUUUAGUAAACACUGGACAUACAGUACAAGAGGGUAUGUUUUAAUUUUGUCUAAAAAUAAUUGCUUCGCUUGGUCAACGUCAGAAUCUUCAAAAACGUUGUCAGCGUUACUUGAUAAAUUUUUAUCAGAUACAGAAGGUAAAUAUUUUAAGGAUGGAAAAGAAAACAAUAAUGAUACGUCAAGAUGGGCAAAUGAUUCCAAAGUAAUAUAUUUUAAAUUGGCACCGAUUGGGUCAUAUGAUGUGAGUUUUAAAUCAAAUAACGAAUCAACUAAUAUAAAGUCGAAUAAAUCAACGAGUCUAUCAAAUUUAAAUAGAAAACCCAAAUUUAAGGAAGCCCAAAAUGUUACUUUUAAAAUAAAAAGUCAGAUAAAUGUUCAGGACAACAAAGAUGAUACAUCAACAAAGAUGAUACAGGAGUCACAAGAUGUUAACCAAACAGCUGGCAGCGCUUUAAAUGAAAAUCAAAACUUCGAAAAGUUAUUCCAGCACACGAGUCCAAUUACCGAUAGUACUAUUCCAAGCUUAGGUAAUCAAAUAACAUAUUCACCGAACACCGAAGAAAUAAAAAACAACCAUAACCAAAGUGUGAACAAUCUCUUAAAGGUCAUAGAAGAUGAAAAUUAUGAUAAAUACUCGAGUGCCGAAUUGUAUUUAGAUUCACGACGAUUUUUGAAACAAGUAGAUGAAAUAAAAUCCCCACAACGUAAAGUAGCUAUAGUAAAACCAUUGGAUGAUGCAAUUACUUAUCGUGUUGGUUAUCCUGCAAAUGAAAUGUUUAUUUCUGACCAACCUGAUGGUGUUAGCAGUGUUUUUUCUCAACCUUCACUUUUAGGACUUGAGAAACCAAAAAUAACAUCAAAGACAGUUUUCAAUUACAAUGCGUAUCCAUUAAAUUGCAAGUUUCUAAUCAAAAACACAAAGAAACUAUCCGCAAUUUGUAGACUAACUAGUGAGCAGAGAGUAAAUACGAUCAAACCGAAGUCCAAACUGCGCUCAAAGAUCUAG
Molecule: messenger RNA, 1080 nt
Organism: Parnassius apollo (apollo)
Lineage: Eukaryota; Metazoa; Arthropoda; Insecta; Lepidoptera; Papilionidae
Source: the annotation of a GenBank genome assembly